CUUUUGGAACGCAGCCCAUGUGUCAUCGACAAUCAGCUGAUAUUGUUUGCCGUGAAAAAUUUGGCAUCUUCCUUCGAUAACACGUGCAUCAAAUAGAUCUAUAGUUCUCGAAAACUUUUACGAUGCUGCAAACUAUUCGAUUGUACUUAUUGAUACAAUAAUUGUUACGUUUAGCCUAUAUACAUAAUUUAUCUCGCUAUAAAAUCGUAGAUUUGCCUACAGUCAAAAUGACGUCGAUGUUUGACCAGUACGAGCAAGCCUCUCAGCGUUCCAAGCAAGUGUUAGCACCACCUAUUCGUCCAGAUAUUAGUACAGCUGGUUUUAUUCAAAUGAAGUUGCAAGACGAUGGCCCGAUAUUUACCAAGCAGAAAGUCAAUUUUCUGCCAUCUGACAAAAUUCUUUACCUAGUUGUCAGUAGUAACACUAUUGUGAUUGCUAUGGCUAAUAAUAUUUUGCUGCGCAUUGACAUGAAACAACCUGACAAAACUGAAGAAAUUGACAUAUCCAAGUACGCAUUGAGCAUGAAAAUAUCCAGCCUGUUUCUGGAUCCGUUGGGUCAUCAUUUGUUGAUAACUCUGGUGCCGAAACACGGGGACAAUCCGCCUCCAGAGUUGUUCUAUCUGCACAGGAAGACGACAAAGUUGAAGCAAGCUGGCAAGUUCAAGGGUCAUGAGAUUACAGCAGUGGGCUGGAAUUUUUCGAACAUUUCGGAAACGAACACCGGCCCGAUUCUGCUGGGCACCGCUAAGGGCUUGAUUUUCGAAACGGAGAUUGGUUUGGAGACUGAGAAGAUUUUUAAUACGAGUCUGGAACAAUAUUGGCGUCAGCUUCCAAAUUAUUUGCCUCUUUAUGGUUCUAAAGAGGCAGGGGGAUUGGUAUUUGACAUAGGGAAGAAUAGUAAGCCUCCAAUCACCGGACUAGAGUUCCACAAAAUUCCGAACUCUGAUAAAUAUGUGAUUAUUGUGACCACUCUUAUGCGCAUUUAUCAAUACAUUGGUGCCAUUGGCAACCCCGAAGAGAAGCCUCUUUUGCAGCAAGUGUUCUAUAGAUACUUAAACGCACAAGAAACAUUUAACGAGGUAAUAAAUUCGUUGCCGUAUUCAAAGAUGCAAUUUUAUUAUCCAUCCCUGGGCAUCCUGCCGAAGUCGUUUGGAUGGCUGACAGAAGCUGGUAUCCUAUAUGCUCAGGUGGAUGCAAAGCCAGAUACAAACAACGUUCUGAUUAAUCAACGGAUGUUAACCUGUCCCGAAACGAGUCUCAUGGGCAGUAACGUUCCGCGAACUAUCUCGAUGCCGUUAUCUUUUGUGCUAACUGAAUUUCAUGCGCUGCUACUGUACCCGGAUCAUGUAAAGGGCAUAUCGCUUCUGAAUCAGGAAUUAAUAUUUGAAGAUAUUUAUAACGAUGCAGUUGGUAAAUUGAUUGGCAUUACCAAGGAUCCGGCAACGAGAUCGAUUUGGGCUUUCAGCGAGCGAGCUGUUUUCAAGUAUAAAGUGACGAAGGAAGAUAGGAAUGUUUGGCAGGUAUAUGUUGAUAAAGGUGAAUUUGAGUUGGCUAAGCAGUAUUGCAAAGACAACCCGGCUCAUAUCGAUCAAGUGCUCGUGAAACAGGCGGAAAUGCUCUUCAAGAACAAAGAAUACGAAAAGAGUGCACUAAUAUAUGCCGACACCCAUUCGUCUUUCGAGGAGGUUUCAUUGAAAUUUUUGCAAGAGUGGCAAAUCGAAGCUUUGAAAACAUUUCUGCGCAAGAAACUCGAUGGCUUGAAGACGCAAGACAAGACACAGAUUACAAUGAUUGUCAUUUGGGUGACGGAACUGUUUAUGAAUCAAAUGGGAGCUCUACGUAGUAGCAAUACGUCCUAUCUUCAUGAUUCACAAUAUAUGGAGUUGCAGAAGCAAUUUGAUAGCUUCCUCACUAUUCCUAAAGUUGAGGAAUGUAUCAAAAGAAAUCGCAGUACUAUAUAUGACUUAAUGGCCAGUCACGGGGACAAAGACAAUCUGAUACGUCUGACAAUAAUGCAUUGCAAUUACGAGGAGGUGAUACGUCAGCACCUGUACAAGAAUAACUACUUGGAGGCGCUUGGGGUGCUCAAGAGUCAAAACAAUAAAGAUCUUUUCUAUCAAUUUGCUGGGAUACUGUUACAGGAAUUGCCGCGGCCUACGGUGGCCGUCUUAAUCUCACAAGGAUCGUUGUUGAAGCCGGCGAAACUUCUGCCAGCUUUGGUUUCGUGCGACAGCGAUGAGAAGCACGCAAAAGAAAUUAUUAAAUAUUUGGAGUUUUGCGUGUAUAAGCAGGGUUCUCAAGAACAAGCGAUUCAUAACUUUCUUUUGUCUCUGUACGCGCGUUAUAAACAGGACGAAGUGAUGCGAUACAUAAGCUCUCAAGGUCAGGAUGUCAGUAUGGUGCACUACGACGUACAUUACGCGCUGCGAUUGUGUCAGGAAGUAGGCCUAACAGAAGCCUGCGUACAACUAUCGGCUUUGCUUGGUUUAUGGACCACUGCUGUGGAUCUCGCGCUUACGAUUAGUGUAGAUCUUGCUAAGCAGAUUGCUGCUAUGCCAUCUGAUCAUGAUGACGAGUUGAGAAAAAAAUUGUGGUUAAAGAUAGCGGAGCACGUAGUACGAGAAAAAGAUGAUAUACAGCAAGCAAUGGAGUUUUUGCAACAUUGUGAUUUAGUCAGGAUAGAAGAUAUUUUACCCUUUUUCUCUGAUUUCGUCACGAUCGAUCAUUUCAAGCAAGCUAUUUGCAAUUCUCUGCAGGAGUAUAAUCAACACAUUCAAGAUCUGAAGGAAGAAAUGCAAGAAGCAACGAAAGCAGCAGAGCUAAUACGAAAAGACAUUCAAACUUUCAGAACCAGAUGCACCUUUGUGCAUGCGCGGGAUACGUGUAAUACAUGUGAGGUGCAAUUGUUGCUGAGGCCUUUCUAUGUAUUUCCCUGUGGUCAUAAGUUUCAUAGCGAUUGUUUAGUAGCAGCAUUAACGCCGAUGUUAUCGAUGGAUCAGAGGACGAAACUGGCGGAUCUUCAGCGUCAGCUCACGGCCGUCUCGAACCGGCCCGAAGACACCACGUCCACAACCUCCGUAUCGUUAUCCACAAGGGACCAAAUCAAGGCCGAUAUCGAUGAUUUGGUCGCCGCGGAGUGCCUCUAUUGUGGAGAACUUAUGAUAGAGUCAAUAGAUAAGCCAUUCAUUGAAGAAAAGGAUUACGAACGUGUAAUGAAGGAAUGGAUGUAAUGAAGAUUCUCUGCUGCUGAAAAUGUGAUAGAGUAUGCUUAUCUUUUCUUUUUUUUUUAAGAAAUUUAAUUGCGCCUCGUAUUAUAUAUGUAUACACAUAUACAAUAAUUAUAUAAUUUGAUCAUAAAUUAUUAUGAUCUCAAUGUUGACUUUUUGAGAUUCAAUAUCAUUCGAUAUUUUAAAAGCUUUAUUAAUUUUUUUAUAGUUACAUAUAAACCAAUUUUUUAGAAUAAAUUGAAAAAAAUCUGACAAUGAUAUCUAUGUUCUUGGGUCGUUGUUUUUGAGUCGUGAGCCAAAUUGAUGGUAAAUUCGGAUUCAGCGACCCAAAAAGCAUAAGGCUAUCAUUAUCAGAACUUGAGUUUACGACACUUAUAAAAAAUUAAUAAAGCUUUUAAAAAUAUCAAAUGAUAUCGGGUCUCAAAAAAUCAACGUUGAGAUUAUAAUAAUUAAUUUGUAAUUAUUAUUAUCUAAUUAUUAGGAUUACAAUUUAAGCCUUCGGCAAACAGUAUGAUUUUUUAUGUCAAAUCGCAUAUGAGGCAUCUUAUUAUGUGUCCUAAUGGCUCGGAUGAUUGUCACCAAUCGUAAGCGAAUGAUACGUAAUAAGACGCCUCGUUCCGAUCUAGCAUGAAAAAUCGUAUCGUGUGCCGAAGGCUAGAUCAUAUAUAAUUUGUAUAAUAUAGGUAAUUUAAAUCAUAUUUAUGUGAAUAUACACACACACACACACACAAUAUAUUGAUUUUUUCAUUACUUUAUAAUAGAGCAAGUUUAUUUCUCGCAAUGUAGAUCGAAUCAUUUUAAUAAAUUUGAUUAUUUUAAAUAA
Molecule: messenger RNA, 4050 nt
Organism: Monomorium pharaonis (pharaoh ant)
Lineage: Eukaryota; Metazoa; Arthropoda; Insecta; Hymenoptera; Formicidae
Gene: dor
Product: vacuolar protein sorting-associated protein 18 homolog
Exons: 19
Coding region: 228-3230 (1000 amino acids)
Biological process (GO): endosome to lysosome transport; intracellular protein transport; organelle fusion
Cellular component (GO): HOPS complex; endosome
Molecular function (GO): protein-macromolecule adaptor activity
Source: RefSeq, a predicted model, not a curated record